CAGUUUACUGUAGAUCAUGGCAGUACGGAGCCUUUUUUUCGCACUGUUGCUAUUGCUUCUGGGUCUGGUACUGGACAGAGCCUCCACCCAUGCAUUCAACCCCAGUCGCCUUCAACAGCACAAAAUCCUCCACCUCGACUGGCCGAAGGACUGUGGCCUGGCUCAUUUCAAACCAAACACAGUGGAGCGUAUUGUGUCAGGCAACGAAGCAAGACCUCACUCCUGGCCGUGGCAGGUCUCACUGCAGGUUCGUCCCAGAGGCAGCAAACAUUAUGUUCAUGUGUGUGGAGGGACUCUGAUCCAUAAGAAUUGGGUUCUGACUGCUGCUCACUGCUUCCAGAAGGGAAAGGCAGAGGAUGCUAGUAGCUGGCGUAUUGUUUUGGGUAAGCAUCAGCUAAAAAGAUCAGAGACCGCAGAACGAUUCUUUCCAGUGAAGAGGAUCUACAGGCAUGAGCACUUCCGUUAUCCAGCUCACAGUGAACUGGACUACGAUAUUGCAUUGGUUAAAGCUGCCACGGACAUCCAGCCAAGCAACUUCAUUCGCUAUGCCUGCCUGCCGCGCAAGCAGAUCAACCUUAAUCCAGGGCACUACUGCUGGGUGACGGGCUGGGGGGACACACGAGGUGGAAAAGAAAAUGUGUCACUUGCUGAAGCACUGAACCAAGCUAGGCUUCCAAUCAUUGACUAUAAGACCUGCCGGCAAAAGAAGUUCUGGGGUGACCGUGUGAGGGACUCCAUGAUUUGUGCUGGCUUCAGAGAUACAGAAGGGACCCCAGCUGCAUGCCAGGGUGACUCAGGUGGCCCUCUGCUAUGCCAGGUAGGGCGUGACCGCUGGGAGGUUCAUGGCAUUGUGAGCUUUGGUCCCAUUGGAUGCACGGUGGAAAACAAGCCCAGCGUCUUCACUCGCACUGCAGCCUACAUCCCAUGGAUCGAGGCCACACGCAUCAGGGAUUUCUUCUUGCACUAAAUUCCCACCUCCAAAAAUUCCCUGCCUACAACUGUAGGCACAGGAAGAGUCAUUGAAGCAACAGAUUUAGUGCCAUGUCCCUGUCUGGGUCAGGCCCAUGGACCUGCUAAUUCAUUUGUGGUCCAUGCCCUGGGAGCUGGUGAGCAGCAACACAAUCCCCAGCCACCAAGUUAGGGUAGUUUGCACCAAUAUGUUGGACUUUUCUCCGCUAUGUGAGAUUCUUCUGGGCUUCGCUGUAGUACAUAAACUGCUUUCAGCUAUAUCACAAUCAUCUGCACUUUGUGUUCGGCAAGCCAAGCAACAUUUUUUGUUAAACAAGUGCUGGCUAUUCUGCAUUACACUCAUCAGUUCAGUUGGCUUUGUUUUUUUUUUUUCUGUAAGGACUGGCAUGUGCAUUUGCCCUCUUGUGGGCAGUCCAGCGUGCAGCUCCUAAGGUGCUUUUAGAGUCAGCAUCCAGAAGCAAUAGAAAAUAUCACCUGAAGAGGGAGACAGUCUCCUGCUUUUCAUCAAACACAGGUAACAUCCAUGCAAGAUGGAAAUUGAUACCAUACACUAUAAAGUGGUACAAGCACUGUAUCUAGAUCAUUUCCAUAAAUGCCUCAAAUUUAAUCUUUUUAAUUGUUAUUCUAACACCUACAUUUAAAUAAAGUACGAUUUAAUAUAUUAACAUAUAUUGCUUAUAUUAUAAUUAUUUAAUCUUUAGGGAGGUUUGGGUACACUACUGCUAAGAGAAAUAUUACUUUUAUUUACAUAAAAAAAUUUUUUUUGAAAUCUAAAAUGCUUUAAUUAUUGACAAUGAGUGCCUAUUUUUACAAAGUCACAAUGAGGGACAUUUAUUAUGGAAUAUUUCAAUAUUCUUCUGUACUCUGCAUAUUGACUGUUGAAAUUGAGGCUGACCUGCUUACAAAUAAACC
Molecule: messenger RNA, 1881 nt
Organism: Danio rerio (zebrafish)
Lineage: Eukaryota; Metazoa; Chordata; Actinopteri; Cypriniformes; Danionidae
Product: zgc:112285
Biological process (GO): proteolysis
Molecular function (GO): serine-type endopeptidase activity; hydrolase activity; peptidase activity
Source: RefSeq, marked provisional